AUGGAAAUCUCACAGCAAUCCGAUGAACAUGCUGCUGCUGCAGAAGGAACCACCUUUAGCAGAACCUGUUUCAAUGGGGUUAAUAUGUUAUCUGGUGUUGGGAUUUUGUGUGUUCCAUAUGCCCUCUCACAAGGAGGAUGGCUUAGCUUAGGGUUUCUCUUCGUAGUAGCAAUUCUGUGUUGGUACACGGGAUUACUACUACGAAGAUGCAUGGAUUCGGACAACACUAUUAAUUCAUAUCCUGAUAUCGGGGAAAGGGCAUUUGGUUUAAGAGGAAGAGUCUUAGUUUCGGUUCUGACAUAUAUUGAAUUAUACUUAGUGGCUGUUGAGUUUUUAAUAAUUGAGGGGGACAAUUUACAUAAGAUUUUUCCUCAUGCUCUUAGUUUUAAGAUUGGUGCUCUUAGUAUUGGGGGUAAACAAGGGUUUACUAUCCUAAGUGCACUUGUUAUAUUGCCCACUGCAUGGUUUAGGACUCUAGGUGUGUUGGCUUAUGUUUCGGCCACCGGUGUUAUUGCUUCAUUUGCGUUGUUAAUUUGUGUCCUAUGGGUCGGUGUAUUUGAUAACGUCGGUUUUGACGAGAGGGGCGAGCUUUUCAGUUUCAGUGGUCUACCGACUACCGUUACGCUGUUCACAUUCUGCUACUCUGCUCAUGCUGUUUUCCCUACCCUGUAUAAAUCCAUGCAGGAUAAAACUCGGUUUUCUAGCGUUUUAGCGGUCUGCUUUGUAACAAGCACGGUUACUUACGGAUUGAUGGCAAUUUUAGGAUAUUUGAUGUUUGGAGAAAAUUUAGAGUCUCAAAUAACUUUAAAUCUCCCUACAAAAAAGAUCAGCACAAAAAUUGCUGUAUUUUCUACUCUAGUCAACCCCUUCACCAAGUAUGCUCUCAUAAUUACUCCAAUUGUGAAUGCGAUUGAGGACAGAUUUCAUCUCGAUGAUCGACGAAAUCUAAGCAUCGCAAUGAGAACUUCGAUUGUGAUAACCACAAUAGUUGUGGCGAUCACAAUACCGUUCUUUGCCUAUAUAAUGUCAUUCAUUGGAGCUAUUGGUGUUACGGUAUCCCUCGUAUUGCCAUGCCUGUGCUAUUUGAAAAUCAAUAGGGCAGCUAGAAAAUUGGGAUUUGAAAUGGUAGUGAUAGUGGGGAUAUUAAUAUCCGGGGCUUUUGUCGUUGUAAUCGGUAGUUAUACUUCUGUGAAACAAAUUAUAAACCAUCUGUAA
Messenger RNA from Mercurialis annua (annual mercury), 1215 nucleotides. Its product is annotated as amino acid transporter AVT1I-like. Bases 1 to 1215 code for a protein of 404 amino acids. NCBI's taxonomy places the organism in Eukaryota, Viridiplantae, Streptophyta, Magnoliopsida, Malpighiales, Euphorbiaceae. The transcript is spliced from 2 exons. The record is from RefSeq and is a predicted model, not a curated record. Gene Ontology annotation, cellular component: plasma membrane.